GCGUGUGCAACAUAACAAAUGUGCAUCCUCCAAAACAAUGUUAGAUAACUUUUAGGGCAGUUUUAAAGUAGUUUUAACGGUUAAGCUGAUUCAGUUAAUGUAAAAUAAACUUGAACCGAAGGAUGAUACUACGAUUUGCUUUAACGUGCGCCAGGCUACAAGCAUCGUUUCCCUCAAUCCAAUCGAUUCCCGGUCGCUUUUUGUUGAAGGUGAACCAGCCGGUGUGUCGCAAGGCAACUUUGAACUUCAGUACGGCAACGAAUGGUCUUCGUUCGGGAAGCUCAGCAAUAUCAGGCAGUGGAGGUCGAGCCUAUGAUGUGAACACCAAUUUGGCCAAAGAUGUGAUGCUGUACAAAUACGAGAAUCCACGGUUUUUCAAAAUACUUAACAUAUUCGCUAUAAGCCAAUUUGCGUUCUGGAGUUAUCUGACACACUUUGCUUACACUACGCUUAAGGAUGCCCCGGUUCCAGAAAACCCCGAACCGGACUCGUUGGCAUGGUACGAAAAAAUCAAUCUAGGAGAAAACAAAUACCGCAACGGUAUUGCAAUCAUGUCCUUCGUCGUAGGAUACGGUAUCCUGUUCGCUUCAUGGAUGUUCACCUUGCGUUCGGUGCGUUUCCUAAUUCUCCGCAAGGGUGGCAAUACCGUGAGUGUGGUAACCUACGCUCCAUUCGGCAGAAACCGUAUCAUGGAUGUGCCCCUCAAGUGCAUUUCGGCUCAGGAAUCGAGAGAAGCCGCCCGUGUCACCAUCCCCAUUAAAAUUAAGAACAAAUCUCUGUUCUACGUUGUUGACAAAAAAGGAGAAUUCACUAAUGGACGACUGUUCGAUUACACCGUCGGUGUUAGUAGAAAUUUGAAAUAAAUUGUUAACUGGAAAUUA
Uranotaenia lowii is the source of this 881-nucleotide messenger RNA. RefSeq names its product transmembrane protein 223. Gene Ontology annotation, biological process: nervous system development. Bases 123 to 863 code for a protein of 246 amino acids. Gene Ontology annotation, cellular component: mitochondrion. NCBI's taxonomy places the organism in Eukaryota, Metazoa, Arthropoda, Insecta, Diptera, Culicidae. The record is from RefSeq and is a predicted model, not a curated record. The transcript has 2 exons.